AUGGAGGAUGAAUUUGAUCCCGAGUUCGCAACUGCGGAAGAGAGAGCAGUUUAUGAGGAAGAGAAAAAGGCCCGAAUACAGAAUGAUCGAGCAGAAGAGAGGCGGAGAAAGCUGGCAUUGAAGAAGCGGAAGCAGGUUCAGGAAACGAGAGCUGAAAGAGAGGCGAAAGCCAAACAACUAGACGGCUUACUUGCGAACUGCGCUACAUUCUCCGACAUUCUGACAAAGAAAACGCAAGUUCUCGGCCGAGUAGGAAGUGGGUUUGAUGGCAAAGCUUUGGGAGAGCAUAAUUUGGAGCUGUCGAAGCAACCAGAAUGUAUGGGUGGUGGUACCAUGCGAGACUAUCAGCUGGAAGGACUUACGUGGAUGUAUGAGAUCUGUAGUCAGGGUAUGUCUGGUAUUCUCGCAGAUGAAAUGGGUCUAGGAAAGACGAUUCAGACAAUCUCACUGCUGGCUAAAUUGAGAGAAGAGGAAGGUUAUAUGGGUCCACAUUUGAUUGUGGCUCCUCUAAGCACGCUCUCAAAUUGGAUGGAAGAGUUCAACAAAUGGGUCCCUGGCGUCCCAGUCACCAUGUACCAUGGCACGCCCUCACAUCGACAAAAUAUUUUCAGGGACAGCUUGAAGAAAAACCUAGAUAAGGCGAACAGGGCGACAAGCAAGUUUCCUAUCGUAUUGACGACUCCUGAGAUUGUAAUCAGAGAUGCGAAUGAUCUGUCCAAGAUUAAUUGGGAAAUGGUUAUCAUCGAUGAAGGCCAUCGACUGAAGAAUUCAGAUUCUAAGCUCUUCCGCAUCCUCCAAACUUUCAAUUCGAUCACUCGUUUUCUCAUCACUGGCACACCCCUGCAGAAUAAUUUGAAAGAGUUGUGGUCGCUGCUCAACUUCCUACUUCCUAAGAUCUUUACUCAGUGGGAGCAAUUCGAGUCCUGGUUUGAUUUCAGCGAUCUUCAAGACGAGGAAGGCACAGAGGAGUUUCUACAGGAUAAGAUGAAGCAGGAUCUUGUCAAGAAGAUGCAUUUGAUCUUGCAACCACUUCUGCUGCGGCGAAUCAAAGCAGAUGUCGAACACUUAUUGCCGAAGAAGCGAGAGUACGUACUAUAUGCGCCGAUGACCAAAGAGCAGACGGAUCUGUACAAUGUGAUCAGCGACAAAACAAGAGAUACUCGUGCCUACCUCGAAUCGAAAGUUGUGGAGCGUCUUACAGGAGUAACGAAUACCCCAGCUAUGUCUCGUAAAGUGAGCCCUGCUUCUACAGUAGUAUCUUCUCUGAAAGUCGAGGAAUCCGACAGUGAAGGAGACAUCCCGAUGGCAAAGCUGGCGAUCAAGAAGCGGGGACGAGGAAGACCUCCCAAGUCUGCUACACCGAAAAAUGCUUUUCAACAAAUGAUGGAACGAAAGGCAUCCACAUCGACAAAACCGGGUCGAAAGCGAAAAAUUGCAGAACCUGCUUCAUCACCAGCACCAAAGUCUUCCAAAUCGAGUCGACAAUCUACACCAGCGACAAGCAUAAGAGGUCGAAAGACGAAACGAAAGGGUUAUGCUGAAGCUCAUUCAUCCGAUGAAGAUGCACUGAGUGACAAUGAAUUCGAAGAAAAGCUUGCCGAGGAGUUUGCAGAGAAAGAAGCCGAUGUCACGAGUGAGGGUAGUGAAGAAGAGAUCCAGAGAGCGAAGACUUUAGAGCUUGCUAAAAAAGAGAUAUCUAACAAGAAACUCGGCAAUCCCAUAAUGCAACUCCGCCUGGUCUGCAACUCGCCACACAACUUCUACAAUCCCUGGUCCAUGGACUCCGGCCUAGAAGUUGACGAGACCCUCGUGACAUCCUCCGGCAAAAUGCUCCUUCUCGACCGUCUCCUCCCCUCCCUCUUCUCGCGCGGCUCCAAAGUCCUCAUCUUCUCACAAUUCAAAACCCAACUCGAUAUCCUAGAAGACUAUGCUCGCGACCUUCGACACUGGAACGUAUGUCGAAUCGAUGGCUCAGUAGCCCAAGAAGACAGACAGCGACAAAUCAAAGAAUUCAACGAAGAAGAGGACUGCAGAUUGUUUCUGCUGAGCACAAGAGCCGGUGGCCAAGGAAUCAACUUAGCAACUGCCGACACAGUUAUCCUGUUUGACAGUGACUGGAAUCCACAACAAGAUCUCCAAGCCCAAGACCGCGCCCACCGAAUCGGCCAGAAAAACCCCGUCAUCAUCUACCGUCUCGCAACCAAAGGUACAGUGGAAGAAGACCUCUUGCUAUCAGCAGACGCCAAGCGCCGUCUCGAGAAGUUGGUCAUCAAGAAAGGAGGGUUUAAGACCAUGAACCAGAAAAUGGAGAAUGAGGAGGGGAUGUCGGAAGAUGCGCUCAAGACGCUGCUGUUGAAGGAUGGGCAGGUGUAUCAGUAUAAAGGUGGAGAGAAGAUCUUGACGAAUGAGGAUCUGGAUGUUUUGACUGAUAGGAGUAAGGCAGCUUAUAAGAGGGCAGAGGAGGGCUUGGGUGACAGGGCUGGGUUUAAGAUCGUGGAAACGAAGGUUGGUGGAUUGAUGACGGGGAUGGAGAGGAGGAAGGAGAAGGCUUAG
This is a messenger RNA of Mollisia scopiformis, 2553 nucleotides long. RefSeq lists its product as uncharacterized. Gene Ontology annotation, cellular component: nucleus. The record is from RefSeq and is a predicted model, not a curated record. The transcript is spliced from 3 exons. The coding region runs from base 1 to 2553 and encodes 850 amino acids. NCBI's taxonomy places the organism in Eukaryota, Fungi, Ascomycota, Leotiomycetes, Helotiales, Mollisiaceae. Gene Ontology annotation, molecular function: ATP-dependent chromatin remodeler activity; ATP binding; DNA binding.